AUGACUCAACCCUCAGGCUCCUCUCAUCUCCAAGUCCCUCACUUCGAGCAAACAAAUCUAUCCCAACAAACCUUCGUCACCGCACCCGAGACCUCAGAAUAUAAUCAAAAUGUCUCAACCCCCCAAAACUCAUCUCUCGAUCCCAACUCUCCUCUCCGAAACCCCACAACGUCCAACGAAACCAUCCCCCUCCACCUCACCCCCCCAACUCGAUUUUCCUUCCCUCAACAAUCCUCCCGUUUCUCCGAAGACUUCUCCUCUUCCGAAUCCACCCACCACAACUCAAACCAGCAUUCCCGCUCCACCUUCCAAACCCUCACCAACACCCACUCUCGCCCCAAUAAUCAAGGCUACAACGAAUCCCAAGAAGAAAAAAGCGACACCGCAACCCGAACCACAACCUCUCCCCAACACAUCCAUUUCCGCUCCAUGACCUGGCUCCACUGCGCCUUCAUCAUGAUCGCCGAAACCAUCUCUCUCGGAAUCCUCGCUCUCCCCUCCGUCCUCUCAACCAUCGGUCUCGUUCCCGGUCUCAUCCUCAUUAUCAGCAUGGGGAUCCUAGCCUGGUAUUCCGGACUCCUGAUCCAUCGCUUCCGCACCGCCUAUCCCUCGAUACUUUCCUGGGCCGAUGCAUCAUUCGCAAGUAUAGGAACCGCGGUCAUCAUCACCAUGAUAUCCGUCGGCGUUCGAGCACCCACUGAAAAAACUUACUCGCUAUGGCCUAAGAAAGAUCUCUCUGUUCGCGAAGCCUUUUUGAGCGUAACGAAUAUCGUAUUCGCUUAUGCCGGCCACAUCGCCUUCUUCACCUUCAUCUCCGAACUGCGCACCCCCUCCGACUUCCCAAAGUCCCUCGCCACCCUGCAAACCAUCGAAAUAGCCCUCUACCUCCUCUCCUCCAUCCUCAUCUACAUCUACACCGGCUCCUCUAUUUCCUCUCCCGCCCUCCUCUCCGCCGGUCCUCUCCUCUCCAAAAUCGCGUUCGGAAUCGCUAUUCCCACGAUUGUGAUCGCGGGCGUGAUAUUUUGUCACGUGGGGUCGAAAUAUAUUUUUCUGCGCAUCUUUACCGGGACGCCGCAUGCGGAGACGAGGACAAAAAGAGGAUUGGUGGCGUGGUUAGGGAUUACCGGGGGAUUGUGGGUCCUGGCUUGGAUCAUUGGGGAGAGUGUGCCGGGGUUUAAUGAGUUGUUGGGGUUGGUGAGUAGUUUGUUUGCGAGCUGGUUUACGUAUGGUUUGCCCGGGGUGAUGGGGCUGUGGUUACAGUUGGGAAAUGGGAGAGGAGGAGGGAGAUGGGGGAGAUGGGGAGGAAUGCUGGUUAAUGGGUUGUUGGUGGGAGUGGGAGCGGUACUUUGUCGAAUGGGGGUUUGGGCUAGUGGGGUGGGGAUUAGGGAGACGAGUCAAAAGGGAGGAAGUUGGAGUUGUGGGUAG
Botrytis fragariae is the source of this 1425-nucleotide messenger RNA. Its product is annotated as putative amino acid protein. Bases 1 to 1425 code for a protein of 474 amino acids. Gene Ontology annotation, cellular component: vacuolar membrane. Gene Ontology annotation, biological process: amino acid transmembrane transport. Gene Ontology annotation, molecular function: amino acid transmembrane transporter activity. The record is from RefSeq and is a predicted model, not a curated record. The transcript has 3 exons. Lineage: Eukaryota; Fungi; Ascomycota; Leotiomycetes; Helotiales; Sclerotiniaceae.